AACCUCGCAUCGCCACUCGGUCUUGCCCCAAGAUGCAUCUAGAUUGACGUGCAAGUCGGGCCAUCACAUCCUGCGCGAUCAGCCCAAGGGGCCCGCUCAGCGAGGGCUGACGCGGUCGUGCUCCUGCACUUUCUCUCACGAACGUUCACGACCUGGUGCAUCUGGACCUGUAGCGGUCGACAGGACCAGUUUUUAGUCUUUCCUUUCUUCUCGUUGUUCUUCAGUGCUCCUUUCCCAUUCCAUCGCCUCGAGAUGUCGGAGUCACUCAACUUGAACCUUAUUGCCGGCCCCCAGCUCAUCGGGGCAUUCUUCAACUGGGCGUUGCUCGGUGUCCUCAAUAUUCAAGUUUAUUUAUACCACACUUACUUCCCCAAGGACCGAUGGCCUUUCAAGUUGAUGGUCUAUGGCAUCCUCGCCUUCGAGUGGGUCCACACUGGCCUGGUCACCUCCGGCUGCAUGGAUAUCUAUGUCUACAACUACGGCAAUGUUGAGUCUCUGGUAUCGUUGCACAAUUCCUGGUUCGCCGUACCGGUCAUGUGUGCCAUCGUCUCCGUGUUCGUGCAAAUGUUCUUCGCAUGGCGGAUAUAUAAGUUCUCCAACUCGUACUUGCUGGCUGGCGGUGUCGCUACGCUGUCCCUUACGCAAGGCAUCUCUGCUCUCGUGGCCGGUGGGAUGAUGGAGCCCUUGAAGGCUGCUCAGGAUAUUGCUCAUGGCAGUAUCUUCCCUGCCAUCCUUGUAUGGUUAUCCGUCACAGCCGCAGCAGAUAUCAUCAUCGCCAUUCUCAUGACUGUUUUGCUGCUCAAGAGCAAAAACGGCUUGCCGCGAACUGAGGCUUUGAUCAACCGGAUGAUCCAGCUCGUCGUAGAGACUGGCAUGCUUACAGCGGGCUGCGCCGUGAUCAUGCUGGUCCUGGCGAAGGCCCCUCAGACGAAGAAUACCUUGCUAUACGAAGCCCUCUCGCUCACUAUCACCAAGGUAUACGCGAACACAUUCCUUACGAACCUUAACAGCCGGGCGCAUAUGCAAGAGGGCCUUCCGAAGGUGUCUCUGAACCGUCGCGGUAUGGAGAGUUCAAACGCUGCCACUUCGAGGGGAACGAUCAGUGCCGUCUCUCACCCUAUUAGUGGAUCAUACGAGCUACCGUCGUACCACAAGGGCUACGAGGUCAAUUCGUUCAACGAGCAGAAAUCUGAGGGCGACGUUCUGGCCAUCGCAUGAGCCUUGUCCUUGGAGCAGGUUACUGUGGGACAAUGGAUUAUAACUUAUUUGCUCCUUUCACCGUGUAGCCUUUUUUGAUACCAUUCAUUGCAAGAUAUCACCAGUUUUCAGACAUGCGCGUGUGAUUGUUACUCAUGUUGACGUCGACUUGGUAACUCACUGGCGUGUCGUUGGCGUUAUAGUUGUUGCGCUCAAUCUCAAUUCACCUUCGCGAGAUUCAGUGGUGUUUUCUGG
Messenger RNA from Fomitopsis serialis, 1452 nucleotides. RefSeq lists its product as uncharacterized. The record is from RefSeq and is a predicted model, not a curated record. Lineage: Eukaryota; Fungi; Basidiomycota; Agaricomycetes; Polyporales; Fomitopsidaceae. Bases 253 to 1218 code for a protein of 321 amino acids. The transcript is spliced from 14 exons.